Molecule: messenger RNA, 1568 nt
Organism: Ilex paraguariensis (yerba mate)
Lineage: Eukaryota; Viridiplantae; Streptophyta; Magnoliopsida; Aquifoliales; Aquifoliaceae
Source: the annotation of a GenBank genome assembly
AUGGAACUCGAUAUUCAGAAGUUCUUGCAGAAUCCUGAUCAACAGCAGUUUGAGUUCCAUCAUUUUCCUACCUCCUACCUCCGUCUUGCAGCACACCGUGUUGCUCAACACUAUGGUCUGCAGACUAUGGUUCUGGAUAAUUUUACCGAUGGUCAGGGAAGUAAAAUUGUGGUUAGAAAACUGGCAGAAACUAGAUACCCUGCUGUCUGUUUAUCAGAUAUACCAGCUAAAAAGUCAGAGAAUGACAAACAUGAGCAGUUGAAGAUUUUCCUAAGGCCAAGGCCUAGUAAAGGAUCCUCCAAUGGAACCAAUGAACUGGGGACUAAACGCAAUCCUGUAAGAACUAUGGAAGAGAGGAAGGAGGAGUAUGACAGGGCACGAGCCAGAAUUUUCAGUAGUCGAAGUUGUAGUCCCGAGUUCGAGGAUACUCUGCCUCAACCCUCUUUAAAUAGAAAGAAUUUGUCUUCCGGUGGAGAUGAGAUCGAAGGGUUGAGGAACUCCGUCCUGGAUUUAGAGAAAAAUGUCUGCAGCAGGGAUGGUGGUACUUCUUCUCGAGUAGCCAUUUUCCGAGAUAGGGAGAAGGAUCGCACUGACCCAGAUUAUGACCGAAGUUAUGAAAGAUAUAUUAAGUGUAUUCCAACCAACCAAAGCUUUAGCUUGAUGCCUUCUAAUAUGCAGAAGUUUCAGCCUCCAUUCGUGCAGUAUGAUUCUGUUUUUCCUCAGUUGGGGCAAAUGCCAAGGGCUCAAGCUUCCCUCGGCUACAGGAGCCCAGUCAUGAGCCCUUUCUGUGCCAUGGGAUUGAAUCAGACAACCAGGGAUGCUGUCUAUAUGCAGUGGCCAUCUCAAGCCAUGAUAUAUAAUCAGUCAUAUGAUCAAUUUAGACAUGGUGUUUUCCAGUAUACGAGUUGGUAUAGGGACAAGUCACUGAAGAUCAUCAUGGUGUAAAUGACAGUAUACGAGUUGCUUUAGGGAUGAGUCACUGAGUUUCACCCUUAUUAAUUUCUGUGAUUUUUGAAUAGAUUAUAUCCAUAGCUUUCUUAAGAUGAUCAUGCAUGUAUGAUGAUGCAAUCCUCCGGGAUAUUCACAAUGCUUGACAUAGAACAUGUAAUUUUAUAUCAUUCAUGAUAUUUCUUCUCCACAAUAAAGAUAAAGGAAGGCCAGAAGUAAUAAAUUACAUGAUAAAGUGUCAAUGGUGUUGCCAACAAUUGCUUAUGUUUUUCCCUCUAUGUGAAGUGGAGUACAUAGUUACCCCAAAGUUUGGAAUGUUAUGCGGUUUUCCCUUACAUGGUUUUAAGAACUGCUUUCUUUUGAGACAAAUUUAAACUUAGACCCGGGGGCUGAAGUAGUAAGUUUUUCAAUUUUUUUGCAUCCACUCAUGGGCAUGUGAUGGCAGCCACAAGUGUUGUCCAUCAAGAUACAUUGUCAACGCAAAUUUUUUUCUUCAGAAUGAUGCAGCUUAUGUCUCAUUUUUGUGCUGCCAUUUCCUAGGUGAUUAGACCUGUGUACACAAAGCAAAAUUAUACAGUAUUAUCCUUUUUUGUUUUCUCGUUUGAUUCAAUUAUCACUCU